Messenger RNA from Alternaria arborescens, 1086 nucleotides. RefSeq lists its product as hypothetical. The coding region runs from base 1 to 1086 and encodes 361 amino acids. Lineage: Eukaryota; Fungi; Ascomycota; Dothideomycetes; Pleosporales; Pleosporaceae. The record is from RefSeq and is a predicted model, not a curated record. The transcript has 2 exons. Gene Ontology annotation, cellular component: cytoplasm.
AUGAUACCCAUCACCAUCAUCACAGGCUUCCUAGGCUCGGGUAAAACAACACUCAUCCUGAACUUGAUUCCUCAACUCCCUAAAACUUACAAACUUGCGCUCCUGAAAAACGAAUACGGUGACAUCAAAGUCGACACAGCACUCGCCUCCUCGGCUGCUAUAUCUGGUGUACAAGAACUUCUCAACGGAUGCAUAUGCUGCAACCUCGUCGGGCAGCUUUCCGACGCCCUUGAAACACUUGCCAACGAUGUAAAACCCGACCGCAUCGUCAUCGAGACCUCAGGCUCUGCGUUUCCUGCAACAUUGGCCAUGGAGGUCAAUAGGCUGAGCAGGGAGACGGGGAAAUAUGUCUUGGAUGGUGUCAUGAGCGUCAUUGAUGUAGAGAAUUGGAAGGGUUACGAGGAUACGAGUUACACAGCCAAGAUGCAGGCAAGGUACACAGACCUUAUCGUACUCAACAAGCAUGAACUGGUCAGCGAACGAAGGUUGGAGGACGUGGAAGAUGCAGUGCUAGCGCUCGAGGUUGAGCCACAAAUACCUAGGACAAAGAGCAGGAAAGGGUGGGUGGACAAGGAUAUCGUCUUUGGGCUGGAUGCCCGGUUGGCGGGAGUCAAAGAGGAAGAUGGAAGCGCGCAUGCACACGAUCAUGGCCAUGAUCAUGACCACUCCAGCGAGGUCGAAGUGCUCACUGUUACGCUAAAGAGCCAGGAUAGGCAGAGCAGCGUGGACAUGGCGAAACUCGCCAAAUUCCUGGAGGAUCCAACCAAAGACGAAGUAUACCGCAUCAAAGGCAUCAUGUACACUUCUACUCCACCAAAGUCUUCAGAUGCUGAAGCAGAUGUACAUCAAAAGAUACCAGAGGGAAGAGCAAGAUAUAUUUUGAACUGGGCGUUCGGACGUUGGACCUUUACGGCUGUGCCAUUGCCAGCCAGCGAAAGCUCCAUUGACGACGAGCCCGCACUAAGAUUGACAGUAAUCACUGCGAGAUAUGAGUCAACUAAGUGGAAGAAACAAAUCGAAUCAAGUGGGCUGAUCGCAUUACAAGGCGGUGUCGAGGAUUCGUUGAGAGUGGAAAGGAUAGCCUGA